This is a messenger RNA of Humulus lupulus (European hop), 2181 nucleotides long. RefSeq lists its product as uncharacterized. The transcript is spliced from 14 exons. NCBI's taxonomy places the organism in Eukaryota, Viridiplantae, Streptophyta, Magnoliopsida, Rosales, Cannabaceae. Gene Ontology annotation, cellular component: proteasome regulatory particle, base subcomplex. The coding region runs from base 149 to 1924 and encodes 591 amino acids. Gene Ontology annotation, molecular function: ATP binding; proteasome-activating activity; ATP hydrolysis activity. Gene Ontology annotation, biological process: proteasome-mediated ubiquitin-dependent protein catabolic process. The record is from RefSeq and is a predicted model, not a curated record.
UGACAGGUAGGCAGGGGUUCUGCUGUGAUUUGCGCGCCACGAAGAGAAAUAGAGAGUGUUCAAGUUCCAGUUCCAGUUCCAGUUCCAGUUCCAGAACAGAACUCACAGUCACAGAUCACAGUUGUGAAUCAGUAAACGCAGAGACGGUAUGGGCGUCGUAGAGCGACUGGUGAAAAAUUCUCGUGUUUUUCGAAGAUUCUGUUCAACUAAAACCCUAAACCCUUCUCCUGUUUCCUCCCCAGAUUACAUUUCAAAUCGACGCCUUCUCUAUCUCCGGGCUGUUCAGCAGCACCACCAGUACCAUUCCAAUGCCUCUGAAAUUCGGUGGCCGAAUUCGGUACCCAAUGGUAACGGAUUGUAUUUUAUCCUUCCAGCUUUCUUAGCUACUUUAUUUGGAGUUGAAGGACUGCAAACUGCACAUGCUGAUGCGGACGAGGUUGCUUCCUCACCUUUGCCAUCAGAUUCUCCAGCAAAUUAUGUGGACCUGGAAGAAAUAGCGAAGAAGGAACGGCAGCGAAUGGAAACGUUGCUUAAAAGCAAAGGAAUGCGCCCUGGGUCUUAUCCCCGCUUUACGGUUGCUGUUAAGGGACAAAAGGUAACUGUCAAGUUCCAGAUCCCUCCUGCGUGUGAAGUUCCUCAGCUGAUUGCAAAUCUUGUUUCAGAGCUUGGGUUAAAGGUUGAACAGCAUGGUGGUGGAUCAGAUAUGUUAUUGCGUGCUUGGGACAGUGCAAUAUCUUGGCAACUAACACUUACUCGGCCAGACAAACAGAAGGAAACUGAAGAGAAUGAAGGGGAGGGAGAUCUAUGUGUACUCAUAUUUGGAUCGCUUGUUACGGCAGAUAAAGUUGAACUUGAAUUUAUAAAAAAGGGAAGCUUGAGUGCAAAAGAGCUUGAUGCAUUUGUAUCUGUUUUACAAUUAGCAGGGAGAAAGUCCAGAGAAAAUAAUUCAUUGGAAAGAAAACAAAUGCCAUCAUCUUCAGAUAAAUCAAAAUUAGUUUCUAGUCUUGAGUCAAUGGGAGUGAGAGUUGAUGGCCUUGAAGAACCCCAUUUGAAUUCGACAAGCAGUGAAAUUUUAUGGGACAAUAUUGCUGGGUAUCAUCAGCAGAAACGGGAAAUAGAAGAUACCAUUUUGUUGGCUCUACAAAGUCCUGAAGUAUAUGAUGAUAUCGCCCGAGGAACACGACAUAAGUUUGAAUCAAACAGACCUCGAGCUGUGCUUUUUGAAGGCCCACCAGGUACGGGGAAAACAUCUUGUGCUCGUGUCAUUGCCAAUCAAGCGGGUGUCCCAUUGUUAUAUGUGCCCCUUGAGGUUGUCAUGUCAAAGUACUAUGGAGAGAGUGAACGCUUACUAGCAAAGGUGUUUUCACUAGCCAACGAACUUCCUGAUGGUGCUAUUAUUUUCCUAGAUGAGGUGGAUUCUUUUGCUAUUGCUCGUGAUGGUGAAAUGCAUGAAGCUACACGUAGAGUCCUAUCAGUGUUACUCAGACAGAUUGAUGGAUUUGAACAGGAUAAGAGAGUGGUUGUAAUAGCUGCAACUAAUAGAAAGCAAGAUCUCGAUCCUGCUUUAAUUAGUCGGUUUGAUUCACUGAUCACAUUUGGUUUACCGGAUCAGCAAACGCGACAGGAGAUUGCUGCUCAGUAUGCUAAGCACCUCACAAAAUCUGAAUUAGAUGAACUCGCUGCGGUUACAGAAGAAAUGUCAGGAAGGGAUAUCAGAGAAGUGUGUCAACAAGCUGAGCGGUCUUGGGCAUCUAAGAUAAUUCGAGGACAAGCUGCUAGAGAUGGAGAACAAGGCCUUCUUCCACCGUUGAAAGAGUACGUAGAAAGUGCGCUGAAUCGACAAAAGGGUUUGUCAAGUAUUGCAGAGGCAAGAUUCCAGAACCCCAAGACGGGCAGAAGGAAAUCUCAACUCGUUGUUGAUUAAGCUGGUUCUGGCCCCCAUUUUUUAGAGUGUAAAUUAUAGUUAAAAUCUGCGGCUGUUUAUAGCGACAUUCGGAUCUAUUGUCGGUGGAAGUUUUGGAAGUCUUUUUACGGGAAAGUAUUAGGACAGCAACUGAAAUCAUAUUCAUAGCAACAUAACUACUACUUAUUAUGAAAUACAUAGAAAAAUUACAAUAAUACAUGUAAAACGAUCAGAAACAAGUGGAAUACUUCAUUUCAUUUUUGCAUAUAAAAACCUUA